AUCACAUGAUGAUAAAUUUUACGGAAUGUCUGUGUACAAAACCUUUGAUCAGUUGUUUUUAAUUUUAUGUAACACACAUAAAUAGGUUGCUUAACCAACACCAAAGAUUUAUUUAAAGCUUUAUUUGAAGCAUAGUUGUACAUUUUACUUGCUCCUCAAGAAAAGGAGUUAUUAGCAUUAAUGUCUUUUGAUGAUGAAGAUAACUUUGCUACUAGUGGUAGCUACAGUGUUGUGGGAUCAUUUCCAAAAGAUUUUGGAUACUUAGAAGAUAGAAAUGAUAUUCAUAAUCCUGCAGAUGAGCAAAAGCCUAAAAUUUUAUUAAUGGGUCUACGCAGAAGUGGAAAAUCUUCAAUAUUAAAAGUUGUAUUUCAUAAGAUGUCACCAAACGAGACACUUUUUCUUGAGAGCACUAAUAAAGUAGUCAAAGAUGAUAUAUCCAAUAGUUCAUUUGUACAAUUUCAUAUUUUAGAUUUUCCCGGUCAAAUUGAUUUUUUUGCAGAUGGUUUUGAUUCUCAACAGAUUUUUGGUGGUUGUGGAACAUUAGUUUAUGUUCUGGAUGCACAGGAUGAUUACAUGGAUGCACUUACUAAACUUCAUCAAACAGUUGUAAAAGCUUUUAAGGUAAACCCAAACAUUAAGUUUGAAGUUUUUAUUCACAAAGUAGAUGGGUUAACAGAUGAUCACAAAAUAGAAACACAACGUGAUAUACAUCAAAGAGCAACUGGAGAACUCGAAGGUGCUGGUCUGGAAAAUAUUCAACUCAGUUUUUAUCUGACUAGUAUCUAUGAUCAUUCUAUUUUUGAAGCAUUCAGCAAAGUUGUUCAAAAACUUAUUCCUCAACUUCCUACUCUCGAAAAUCUUUUGAAUAUAUUUAUUCAGCAUUCAGGAAUUGAGAAGGCUUUUUUGUUUGACGUAGUUUCAAAAAUAUAUAUUGCAACUGACAGUGCUCCUGUUGAUAUGCAAUCCUAUGAAUUGUGUUGUGACAUGAUUGAUGUUGUUCUUGACAUAUCUUGCAUAUAUGGUCGUCGUGAAGAUGGUAAUACAAAUGCUUAUGAUACCCAAUCAGAAUCUGUGAUUCGUCUCAAUAAUUCAACUGUUUGUUAUCUAAGGGAAGUGAAUAGGUUUUUAGCAUUAGUUUGUAUAUUGAGGGAAGAUAAUUUUACGAAACGCGGCCUGAUAGAUUACAAUUUUCACUGUUUUAGACAAGCUAUUCAAGAGGUUUUUGAAGUACGACAACAGGCACGUGAAGCUAACACGCGAACCACAUCAUUGCGCCAAUUAAGAAAAGGCGAUGCGCUUGUUGUAUGAUGUGAAUCAUCAAUAGUAAACGAAAUUUAUUACGUAAUUUUAAAUCGUUAAAAUAAUUAUUUAGGCGAUAAACUUUUUAUAUUUGAAAAUAAAUUUGUAAAUGUUUUUUGGUAUGCAAAUAAUAUUAUCAUUACUUAUUAUCUA
This is a messenger RNA of Hydra vulgaris (swiftwater hydra), 1452 nucleotides long. Its product is annotated as ras-related GTP-binding protein C. Gene Ontology annotation, cellular component: lysosome; nucleus; Gtr1-Gtr2 GTPase complex. Lineage: Eukaryota; Metazoa; Cnidaria; Hydrozoa; Anthoathecata; Hydridae. The record is from RefSeq and is a predicted model, not a curated record. Gene Ontology annotation, biological process: cellular response to starvation; negative regulation of autophagy. Gene Ontology annotation, molecular function: GTP binding; GTPase activity.